Carassius carassius (crucian carp) is the source of this 3602-nucleotide messenger RNA. It is a transcript of the gene fam222aa, whose product is annotated as family with sequence similarity 222 member Aa. The record is from RefSeq and is a predicted model, not a curated record. Lineage: Eukaryota; Metazoa; Chordata; Actinopteri; Cypriniformes; Cyprinidae. The coding region runs from base 292 to 1857 and encodes 521 amino acids. The transcript is spliced from 3 exons.
UAUUGUCAGUUUCGGCAGCCCGGCGCAGGGGUGAGGCGCAGUGCAUGUGAGCGUGUCACAGAGACGCGGAAAACAGACAAAUUAUUGAUUUAAAUUGAUUAAUUCUCCCUCGAUAUUAACAUGAACAAAAGCUGCAACCUUUGGAGUCCUUCGGAGGAAUAAUUAAACGGACCUCGGAGUUGAUAUCGCGACGGAAGGUGUCCGUGCAAGGGGAUGAAAAGAACCGCUGGAAUUGAACGGUCGGCCUCGGCAAACCAGUGUCUGUAGAAUUGUACCUGCGUCUGCGCAGUCAUGCUGGCCUGUCUGCAGAGGAGGCAGACCCCUGCACCCCAGCACGCCACGGCUAUCUGCAGCAGCAGCAGCAAGAGUCUUGAGCAAACGCAACACAUCCACCGCAAAUGUGAGCUGACUGUCCCCAUGCCUUCCCCGCGCUAUCCCAGUGCAGCAGAGCUGGAUGCCUAUGCGCAGAAGAUGGCCAACAGCCCUCUGUCCAUCAAGAUCUUCCCCACCAACAUCAGGGUCCCCCAACACAAGCACCUUAACCGGACUGUGAACGGAUAUGACACCACCGGACAGCGCUACAGCCCCUACCCCCCCCUCCACACAGGGGGCUACCAGGGUCUGUUAGCAAUAGUCAAACUCUCAUCAUCGUCGUCAUCAUCCUCAUCUUCCUCAUCAUCUUUCACCACAAAGGGCGUCGUCAAAAACUCUGAGGGCAGGAGGACUAAGUUGUCUCCGGCGCAGAUAGCAGUGGCUCCUUAUCCACCUCCCAACAGCAGCACUUUAGGUCAUUGCCACGGACAGAUUGUGUACCACACAGGGCAUCCCAAACCGCCAGAGGCUACCACUCUGUCAGUCCCCCCUAACGUCACUGUGGCCAGCUCCGUGAUCCCUGUUGCAGGGGGCCGAGUAUUGAACCUCCCUCCUCAAUCGAAUCUUCCCUCCAUCCAGAGCAUCAUUUACCAGAUCAACCAGCACUGCCAGGCCCAGGCUCUGCAGCAGGUGUGUCAGAACGGGGCCCCGACGAGACCUCCGAACUGCAGCCCAUCCAAACAGGGCACCGCUAACUCCUCAGGGGGGACUUACGUCACUAGUGUGGCUCCGCAGGGAAACAUGGCCUAUUCAGGGACGGUGCUACCAGGGCAGAACGGGGAGGCAAUGAAGGCUGGGAUGUAUCCCGAAGGUAUGGACUAUCUGCUGUGGCAGAAACAACAACAACAGCAACAGCAGCAGGCAGUUUUGAGGAUGUACAGUGGAGGGAGCGGAGGUGGAGGUGCUAUCAGCAAGUCACCUGAAACCUGUGCCCCAGGAGGGUCCAUCAUGCUCGGAGGGGCACAGGUGUCCUCCUCAAGAGGUUAUCCGAUGACUGCCAGUACGAGUGGUGGGGGUGGACUAGACAAGGUCAGCUCCUCGCCUUUGAACUGUGUGGGGAUGCAUGGGAACUUUUCUGUCGGUCAGUACUUUGCGCCUCCAUGGAACAGUGUUCUGGUGACACCGGACAGUGACUGCUACAACCCACAAGAGCUGCCAGGAGCUACAACCACAGCCGGACCAGUGACGGGACACAGGGAACUGGGAUUCCAUCACCAACACCCUCAUCAUCAUCACCACCACCACCAUCAUAAUCAUCACCACCCCCCCAUAGAGAGCACGGGUCUGUGCUGCAGUUUGCCUAGUAAGAGUCUAUGUAAUGCUUCAGUGUUGAGCAGCAGUCUGCAGUCACUGGAAUACCUGAUCAAUGACAUCCAUCCUCCCUGCAUCAAAGAGCAGAUGUUGGGGAAGGGAUACGAGACCGUGUCUGUGCCGAGACUAUUGGACCACCAGCAUGCGCACAUCCGCCUCCCUGUUUACAGAUAAGAAGAGAUGGGGCUGUCCAAUAUAAAGAGCGAAUGGAAAAUCUUUAAUCACAAACUGCAGUUCUUGCCAUUGCCUAGAUUUGCAGUGGAGUUCCGUGCUCCUGCUCAAAGCAGACUGGUGGAGAUCUGGAUCAAAACAUGGUUGGGUGAAUGCUGGAAAGCCAAUUGGUGCCUCUCGGCUCAGAGCUGAGAGAGAAUUGCUGGCUAGGAAUUGGAAUGUUCCUAAAUGUGGAUUCUUUUUGCCAAGAGGGAUUUUUUCUUUUUUCUGCUUCUUCAUUGUUGUUGUUUUCCAAUUGUUUCUCUUUUUUCCCCUUUUAAUUAUUUUAUCAGACUAAUUUAAUUUAUUUUUAAUUUUUUUGGUUUAAAAAUGAAGUAAAUAUGGCCUCCUCUCCUCCCCACAUCGCAAGUCGCCAUUUGGAUUAACAUGAUGAAGAUGAUGGUCUUAAAGCACCACGGUUGUCUAUAAAAGAUACAGUUAAACCUAUGCUCACAAAACACUGUAAGAGGUAAUGGUAUGCACACAUUACAACAUUUCAAAGACCAAAAAGGCAACUAGAUCAGUGCUUUUAGGUAACGUUAAUGGAUAAAAUGGAAAAACCUUAGUUUUAAUUGAUUUUUCAUAGAAAUUGCACUGCUUGGGGUGUAACAAUGUGUGAAAGUCUUGGCAGGUUGGAAAUUAGACAUUUGAAUAUAAUGUAUUUAAAGAACAUGAAGACUUGAACCUAUUUUUGUUGUUUUAUAUAUAUUUGUAGUAUAUAAUAUGCAUUGGCUGCUAAGGGAGUAAGAGUGUAAAAUGCUUAGGUUAUUAAUGUUUCGUUAAGGGUCAUUCAUUUUGAUUUUAUUCUCUUUUGGCUGCAGUAUAAGUUUCUGCUGUUCUCAUGGUGUAAUCACCACCGAGAGCUAAACAACAAUUCUCAUUUAUUUACCUACACUGGAAUCAAAUCUCCAAAUAAGCAGAUAUAUAAUGAAAGCUUGUGUGAAAGCUCUGAAAUGAGACCGCCCUCAUUAACAAGAUUAGGCCGAUCCGGUCUGUUUAAAAAGGAACAUCAUAUAAACUCUGGAAAUGAGCUGUCUGUUGUUGGAAAGCUUGUUCUUGAUUGGUUAGAGAUCAAAUAUACCUUCCCUCACUGCUUUGAAGUUUCAAAGUACAUUCGAGACCAUUAAAUGAGGACCUGAGAGGAGUUAAACUAUCAGAGGUGUCGCUUGACCAUUCCUUUUUUUGAAACGAUAAAAACAAUCAUUGCCUCUCUUGAACAGAGGUGGAAGGAGAGGUGACGAGCGUUUUUCUCAGCUCUGUGCUAGCGGUUUGAGCCGGGUUGAGGCCGCUCGUAAGCUUUGUCUCAACACUGAAAUAUUUAUUCCGACUGUGACUUUCCUGUGAAUGUACUGCACUUAGAUUACUGAGAAGACUAAUGCCUUGUGGGACAGAGGGGGAAAAUAAAGAAAAAUUGGAUGGGCACAGCGGUCCCUGGCGUUAAAUUAGCAUUUCUUUUGUCAGUCAAAUUUCACCGGUAAAUUGAAUUUAAAAACUCAAGUGAGUCGACAGGGGUUUCUGGCAGAGGCAAAAAGCUGGCUACAGUCUAGAUUUAUGAAGUGCAAUUAUUAUGACUGUAUUAACAAUUUUGUUUUCUCUGAGCUUACACCAAAAAAAGAAAAAUGUAAAAGUACAGCUGUGUCUACAUUCCCAAUGUACCACAUACUCAUUCCCUUCUUGUUUUGAGGUGCAAAAUAAAAUGAUUUCAAGAA